CUACAGACAAACCGGUAUCAUGACUUCCAGAGUAAUGCUUGUACUUGUGAUGGCUUUGAACCUGCUGCAUAUAAACGCAGGUCUGCCGUCUAACUGUGGGUCCUGUUAUAAAAAACCGACCUACGUCAGCAGUACAACUGUUCUGGAAGCACAGACCUCCCAGUCAGAAGCAAUGUUUGAGCACGAACUUCAAGUUACCCCUGUCAAGGUCGACGUACAGGUGACACCGGAAGCCGACAUUCAGUCUAUAUUUCCAGGUUCUGGUUCUGCCCAACGGGACGACGACGAGAGCGACCCUUACGGAGGGGUUGUGUACAAGUACGACGAUGCGGUGGUGAAGGUGUACGUACCUAACAGGAGGGACGGAUUCUCUAACGGAUCAACUAUCUACACAGGUGGAAAUACUUGGUCCGGCCCCGUCAGGAUAAAGGAGAACAGGGCGAAAGUACGCGUGCGUGUCUGGUCGCCAAUGGACUUCCCUUGUCCCGACUACGUCACAACAGUUCCUAUACAAGUACAGGGUGGUCCAGGGCCACGGUCGUUCUUGGAGCUCGCCCAUGGGCUGGGCACAGUUCCAGAGUAUGUGACGGUCCAAGUCAGGCACGGCAGUUCUAAAUGGGUGUCGGAUGGAGUAGGAUAUGUGAUGACGUCAUCAAUGACAUCCAUGAAUACAUCAUGGGGCGGUGUAUUAUACGCAUACAAUGACAGUCAUAUCCGCGUCUGGAUUCCCAGUACUGAUUCCGGCACGUCCAUAUUUAUAUUCCAUUGGUUUAUUAUUGAAAAGGAAUAA
This is a messenger RNA of Mizuhopecten yessoensis (Yesso scallop), 790 nucleotides long. RefSeq lists its product as uncharacterized. The transcript has 5 exons. The record is from RefSeq and is a predicted model, not a curated record. The coding region runs from base 20 to 790 and encodes 256 amino acids. NCBI's taxonomy places the organism in Eukaryota, Metazoa, Mollusca, Bivalvia, Pectinida, Pectinidae.